Molecule: messenger RNA, 1446 nt
Organism: Prunus armeniaca (apricot)
Lineage: Eukaryota; Viridiplantae; Streptophyta; Magnoliopsida; Rosales; Rosaceae
Source: the annotation of a GenBank genome assembly
AUGGAGGAGGCAAAAGCCGCGGCGUACUACGAGGAGUUGACUCGGCGCGGUGAAGGAGCCGCCAGAUUCAAGCAAGGCUUGGGCUUCUCUUCUGCAAGCACAGAUUCCGAAAAACCCCCUGCGCGCGGUUCUGCGCUGCCUUAUUCGUCGUCUUCCUUCCUCAGCAAGUUUGUCAAGGCCUCUAGCCCGAAAAAGGAGUCGGAGCUCCAAAAGCAAGCCCAAAUAGAGUCCAUACAGAACAAGCUCAAGAGGAAGAAGCCCGACCUGGCCGAAGAAGAAGAAGAGAAACAACCGCCUAGGGUUUCGCAUAGAGAAAGUAAGCAUUCGAGGAAGCGAAGCAGGAGCAGGAGCAGAGAAAGGCAUUCGAGGCGGCGAAGUAGGAGCAGAGAGAGACAUAGAGAUAGAGAUAGGGAUAGAGAUAGGGAAAGGGAUAGGGAUAAGGAUAGGGAUAGAGAUAGAGAUAGAGAUAGAGAGAGAAGGAGAAGGAGAAGUAGGUCUGGGAGCGGUUCGGAUGGAGGUAGAAGACGAAAAGGGAAGAGCCGGAGUCGAAGUCUGUCACCUCGGGAUCGGAGAAAGGAGCGAAGGAGUCGGAGCUCGUCGCCGAGAGAGAGGGGUUUGGAGAAGAGCAAGGGUAAAACGGGGAAGGAGAGAAAUGGUGCUGCUGAUUAUUCAAAGUUGAUUCAAGGCUAUGAUAAAAUGUCGGCAGCCGAGAGAGUCAAAGCGAAGAUGAAAUUUCAACUUGCUGAAACUGCUGAGAAGGAUACGACGAAGGGCAUGGGCUCUGGUUGGGAAAGAUUUGAAUUCAACAAAGAUGCACCACUUGAUGAUGAGGAAGUUGAAGUUGCUGAAGAUGAUGCAGCAUUAGUUAAGCACAUUGGGAGAAGCUUUCGGUUUUCUGCGAUUGAGAACAAAAGGGAGGAGAAGAUCAAAACUGCUCAUGAUGAGGCUAUGUUCGGUUCAUCAGAUAAUCCACCAUCCAUUAUGAUAGAUAGUGAGGUUGAGGCAGAGAACGAUAUAAGGGACAACAAAGAAAGUGAACCUACAAGCUUAUUGAGUGAUAAGAUAUAUGUGGCCUUGUAUUCUGGCCAAGGAAAACAGUGGCAUUCAAUUUGGCUUAGUUCCAAGCCCUCGCAACAUUUUUCUCGGAAAAUCCCGGUACCGUACGCGCAAUCAAUGGCUCCGAAUCGUUGGUUGAGGCCUGAGGUUUAUCCACUGUUCGCGGCCACAGGGGUUGCCGUAGCGAUUUGCGGGCUUAGCUUGUUCCGCCAUAUCACAAUCAACCCGGAAGUCAGAGUGAGCAAGGAGAACAGGGCUGCUGGAAUAUUGGAGAAUUUCGACGAGGGAGAAAAGUACAAGGAGCAUUUCCUGAGGAAAUUUGUCCGCAACAAGUCGCCAGAAAUUAUGCCGUCUGUCAAUGGUUUUUUCACAGAUCCAAGCCGGAAUUAA